This is a messenger RNA of Fraxinus pennsylvanica, 2160 nucleotides long. The record is from the annotation of a GenBank genome assembly. NCBI's taxonomy places the organism in Eukaryota, Viridiplantae, Streptophyta, Magnoliopsida, Lamiales, Oleaceae.
AUGGCCGAUGGGUUGUCCGUGAUUCCAGCAUCGGUUAUCCGUAACCUCUCAGAUAAGCUCUACGAAAAGCGCAAAAAUGCUGCUCUCGAGGUGGAAGGGAUAAUUAAGCAAUUGGCCGCAGCUGGAGAUCAUGAUAAAAUUACUGCGGCGAUCAAUUUUUUGGCCAAUGAAUUUACUUAUUCACCUCAGGCAAACCAUCGCAAAGGAGGGUUGAUAGGAUUGGCAGCAGCUACAGUGGCUUUGUCUUCUGAAGCAUCACAACAUCUUGAGCAAAUUGUACGACCAGUCCUAUAUUCCUUUUCUGAUCAAGAUAGCAGAGUUCGUUAUUAUGCAUGUGAAGCUCUGUAUAACAUUGCAAAGAUUGUGAGAGGAGAUUUUAUAGUGUUCUUCAAUCAGAUUUUUGAUGCUCUGUGUAAGCUUUCAGCUGACUCAGAUGCCAAUGUACAGAGUGCUGCUCAUCUUUUGGAUAGACUCGUAAAGGACAUUGUGACAGAGAGUGAUCAGUUCAGCAUUGAAGAAUUUAUACCGUUGUUGAGAGAACGAAUGAAUGUCCUAAACCCUUUUGUGCGACAAUUUCUGGUAGGAUGGAUUACUGUUCUUGACAGUGUUCCAGAUAUAGAUAUGCUGGGCUUUCUUCCUGAUUUUCUUGAUGGCUUAUUUAACAUGCUAAGUGAUUCCAGCCAUGAAAUAAGGCAACAAGCAGACUCAGCACUCUCAGAAUUUCUUCAAGAAAUAAAGAACUCUCCAUCUGUAGAUUAUGGUCGCAUGACUGAAAUACUGGUCCAGAGGGCAGUGUCGCCGGAUGAAUUUACUCGAUUGACUGCUAUUACUUGGAUUAAUGAGUUUGUCAAACUUGGUGGGGAUCAACUUGUUCCUUAUUAUGCUGAUAUUCUUGGGGCCAUUCUACCUUGCACGUCAGACAAAGAAGAGAAAAUAAGAGCUGUUGCUCGUGAGACAAAUGAUGAAAUUCGUGGAAUCAAGACUGAUCCAAGAGAAGGAUUUGAUGUAGGUGCAAUCCUCUCGGUAGCAAGGAGGCAUUUGUCUAGUGAAUUAGAGACAACACGUAUCGAAGCACUGAACUGGAUAUUAACCCUUCUAAAUAGACAUCGAACGGAGGUUCUGUCUUUUCGCAAUGACAUUUUCGACACCCUUCUGAAGGCACUUUCUGAUCCUUCUGAUGAGGUAGUGCUUCUGGUACUUGAUGUCCAUGCAUGCAUAGCCAAAGAUGACGAGCAUUUCCACCAUCUGAUUGUUUAUUUAAUUCAGAAUUUUCGGGUGGACAACUCUCUGCUGGAAAAACGUGGUGCUCUAAUAAUCCGCCGACUUUGUGUACUGUUGGAUGCUGAAACAGUUUAUCGGAAGCUUUCCACAAUUCUGGAAGAAGAAUCUGAUUUGGAUUUUGCAUCUAUUAUGGUUCAGGCAUUGAACUUAAUUUUGCUCACUUCAACUGAGUUGUCUGACCUGCGUGGCCUCCUGAAACAAUCAAUGUUCAAUGAUGCUGGCAAGAAAUUAUUUCUUUCAUUAUAUGCUUCAUGGUGCCAUUCUCCAGGGGCUAUAAUAAGCCUUUGCCUAUUAGCUCAAACUUAUGAGCACGCUAGUUCCAUUAUCCAAUCACUGGUUGAGGAAGAUAUUAAUGUUAAGUUUUUGGUCCAGUUGGACAAACUGAUCCACCUUGUCGAGACUCCUACAUUUGCGUACCUUAGGUUACAGCUUCUUGAACCUCAAAGAUAUAUGUGGUUGCUCAAAGCUUUGUAUGGUCUUCUGAUGCUGCUACCUCAGCAAAGUCUAGCCUUCAAGAUUCUCCGGACUCGUUUAAAAACUGUACCUUCAUACUCCUUCAGUGGUGAACAAUUAAAGCAAAGUGUACUUUCGGAGGCUAAUUACACAGGCAUAUCACAAAUUUCAGAGGAUGGUGAUCCAUUUCAUGAUUCACCGAAUGUGCAUAAUGGAAUAAACUUUAUUUCAAGGCUGCAACAGUUUAAGCACAUUCAGCAGCAGCAUCAUGUGCAUUCUAAGUUGCAGGCACAGUCUCGCCGCAGUUCUUCAUCGACAAAGGAGGUACGAAGACCAGAUGAUCCAAAACAACCUUCAUUGGUGCCGGAUAAUAGCAUGCCUCCAUCAAGAUCCUUGCGCAGAGGUCCCGGACAGUUACUACUUUAA